Molecule: messenger RNA, 273 nt
Organism: Kwoniella botswanensis
Lineage: Eukaryota; Fungi; Basidiomycota; Tremellomycetes; Tremellales; Cryptococcaceae
Exons: 3
Coding region: 1-273 (90 amino acids)
Source: RefSeq, a predicted model, not a curated record
AUGGGUAGAACUGCAUUUUUACUAGGCGAAGAUAACAUUCUUUCGUAUGAGUGCAUCGAUACCUUCAGCGAGCUGGAAUCAUGUGGUGGCUGCGCUUAUGGCGAGUUUACCUCUGAGGGUGCCAAGCCUUCACCUGGUAUCGACUGUACCUCUCUCCUAGGUGUUUCGAGGAGCGGCGUCACCUGUCAUAGCGGUCAAUGCCUAGCUUUCGCCUGCGAGGAAGGUUAUGCACUUGUGAAAGACAAAUGUGUCAUCAAGGAAGGACUGUCUUAA